Dalotia coriaria is the source of this 2725-nucleotide messenger RNA. Its product is annotated as dynein regulatory complex protein 1. Lineage: Eukaryota; Metazoa; Arthropoda; Insecta; Coleoptera; Staphylinidae. The record is from RefSeq and is a predicted model, not a curated record. Bases 129 to 2657 code for a protein of 842 amino acids. Gene Ontology annotation, cellular component: axoneme; axonemal dynein complex. The transcript is spliced from 5 exons. Gene Ontology annotation, biological process: axonemal dynein complex assembly; regulation of cilium movement; cilium-dependent cell motility.
GGUUUUUCAUUGAUCAAACAAGCAAACAAAAGUUUGUUACAUUGACUUCUCAGAUUUUCAUUUUACCAGUUGUCUCACAAUUAAUCACCAUUUUUUCCCUUUAUACAACGUUUUACACCGGCCUGAAGAUGAAGGAGAUGGAUCAGCUGGAGAUCAUCCAGGAGGAAAAUACGGAGUUGAUAGAUAAUCUCUUCGUCCCGGAUGUAAACUCCAGCGAUCCAGAUGAGCGCAAGCUGGCUCGCCACAUACGUAUACAGAAACGUAUUGAAGCCGUGGCGAGGCAGCACAAAGGAAUUGAACAACUCCGCGCUGAAAGGGCUGCAGAACGCGUUACCCUCCUUCAGAAACAACUUGAAAAGUCUUCAGAGGUUCUGCAUGAGCUUUUCAAAGAGGCCGAACAUCAGGUGACAAAUGUGCGCGUUGCGAAUGACCGACGUGAGGUGGACCGCCGCGAAAACGAUGCCGUCCGGCGUACCAGGAUCUAUGGACAACUUCAUGAGGAUGCCAAACUUUCGAUGGAAAUGUUUUCGGAAAUUGCCAGUAAAUGGGAGAGGAUAAUGGCGUACAAUGAUCCAUUAAGUAUACAUGAGGAUCUGCUGAUGCAAAGGGAGAAGUGUGAGGAGUUAUUAAGACAAAAAGACACCGUGAUCGCCAUGAUCAAACAUGAGCUGCACCAGGCCGAGUCCAGAUUCUAUCUGGACCAGCAGUGUCAGAAUUCGGACAUUCAUAUACUAGCAAAACGUGUCGAAAGGCAGGUCACAAUAAUGCGCGCUGCGCAUGCGGUAGAACUGCAGAAUAUUGAAGAUGUGAUGAUCCUGGAACGAUCCAACAUGAUGGAGAAUAAUGACAAAAGGUGGAACGAGAUGUACAAGCGUCGUAAAGAACAGGAGAUGGCGAUUUCCGACUUCAAAGUAAAACAACAACAAGAUUUUGAAGAAACCGUAACGCGCGCAAGGACUAAACAUUACGAGAAAAUUCGGGAGGUCAAAAUUGCUCUCGAACGCGACUGUGGGCAACUACAGAAAGAAUUCGAGUACAUAAAAACAUCCGCGUUAGUAAAUUCAGAGAAAAUGGACUACAACUAUCAGAUUCUAAAGAAACGAGAAGAUGAGAACAUUAUAAUCAAAGGUAAUCAAAAGCGUUUGAUCAAUAAACUACAGGAUACCAUCAAUUGUCUACGAGAAAAGACCAAACACUAUGAGCACCAUACCAAGGCCCGUGUGUCAAAGCUAUGCAACGAGAUACUGUCGUUGCAGAAGAGUAUCAAAAAUGAAAAGAAGAAAUCCAAGAUAGUUGCUGUCACCAAUGACCAGAAGUAUAUGGAUAUCUGGGAGUUGAAUCGCAAAGCAGCGAACAAAAUCCUGAAGAGAAUCAUGGAAAUGGACAAAUUGCUGUAUGUCCAGCAGUUGGGUAUCACAUGGAGAGAGCCCAAAAUCAAACUACAGGUGAAGGAGAAAAUGCCUUCGUACAAAUCAGCAGUGAAAUAUCUGGAAGAGCGGUAUGGUUAUGUCCCGGCGGUAAACAGACAGAAAAAGAGGAAAAAAAAGAUCGUUCUACCUGCAAAAAUGGGCAAAGUCCAGAACAAUUUCAGUUACAGACGUCUUAUGCGUAUUGUACUGGAAAAACUCGCCGACAAUGGUGGUUUCCUUGCCGAGUCAAAAAUAAACGAUUUGGUUGUUGAUGCCUCCAGGAGUGAGCAGGUCCUUGUCAAAGUUGACAGCGUUCUGGACACGUUGGGCAUCAACCUUGCGUGCGAUGUGAAUGUGAUGCGGUAUUUCUUCCGACCGUACAUUUACUGCCCGGUGUGCACCCCGAAUGUUUUGCACUUUGGUGCUGGUGACGAGGAGGUCUCCAGCACGGACACCACGUUGUCUCAGUUAGUUGACGGGAUCCCAAACACUGACCAGGCUACAGUUGGGUCUAAUGGUUUCCAAGUGGGCACCUUGCAGGGAAUGCAGGGAACCAUGACGGGACGAGAGUCGGAUAAAACAGUGGAUACUAUUGUCGUCAGUGUGCUGAGUGGUAAGCGGCCCAAACCAAGCAUCAGUGAUCUGAGUAUUGUUCAGAAAGAAGGCGAGUGUAUUGGACCAGCACAGAGGAUUGCAAAUUUGUCUAGUGCUGAAAAGAAAAUGGCACAGAUGGUGGACCAUGUGACAGUGAUGGGAGACACUGAUUUUGAGUACUGCUUGUUGAAUCAUCCGCUGUACAUGCAUCCAUCGUUGGUAAUGCGUGCCCUUCGUGAAUUUGUAACGAGAGUAAAGUGUCAAACCGACGGAAGGGACUUGUUACCAUCAGAUACAGAAUUGUGCAAAUCUCCUCAGACUAUAUCCCGACUUUUGAACCCCGAUGAAAUCAAGGAGUACUGGGAGCGUUAUAAGGUGAUUUUGGCUUCCCGGACUACCGAAUUGUGGGAAGCCCUUGGAUAUGGUAUGAGGAAGUACCAUCGCAUUCUGGAAGAUCGGCAUAGACUCAAUGAAGAGUUGAAGAGCUUGCAGAAACAAAAUAAAGAAUUGCGGUACCUUCUCUACAAGUUCUCCAGUACUCCACCUAAUACCAAAAUGAAGCCCCCGUGUGCUAUUGAGCGGAAGAGUUACGAAGUGAUGCGGGUCACAGAUUUACAACUGGAUGACCGCCUGGACCUACGAAGGCAAGAUUAACAAGACGCAGAUUAUUUGGAUGUAUUUUUUCGACCGAUUCUUGAAACAUGCAAAUUCUUCAGUGUUUA